Molecule: messenger RNA, 1766 nt
Organism: Kogia breviceps (pygmy sperm whale)
Lineage: Eukaryota; Metazoa; Chordata; Mammalia; Artiodactyla; Physeteridae
Source: RefSeq, a predicted model, not a curated record
GAGAGCGCGCGGGGGAUGCAGGGCGCCGACCUGGGGCUCCCCGGCGCUCCGGCUCCGCUCAGGGCGCCCGCUCAGGGGGCCUUCGGCGCGAGGCCCCCUUUCUGGAUAAGAUGGCGGCGCCCAGGCGGGCCGCGCUGAGGAACUGCCAGACUGUUUUCUACAGCAGCUGCACCAUUUUGCAUUCCCAUCAGCUGUGCACCAGGUUCCGGUUUCUGCACAUUGGAGAACCCGUGAAAGGCGUUGCUGCGAUGGUUGGCUGGGCUCUCAGGAGAGCUGCCCAGGUGCGCGCCCACCUGGCGAGGAGGGCCAGCGGGGUCUGCCGAGGCCCUGAGCAUCAGGCCUUGGGCGCGAGGCCCACUGCCCCGGAGCCCGCCGCCCGGGGAGCCCCCGGGGCCCCGCGCGGCGCGGUGGAGCUGCUGGGCAGGUCGUACCCCCAGGACGACUACAGCAACCUGUCCCGCAAGGUCCUGUCCAGGGUCGGCAGGAACCUGCACAACCGGCCGCAUCACCCGCUGUGGCUGGUCAAGGAGAGGGUGAAACAGCACUUCUACUCGCGGUACGUGGGCCGCUCGGGGACGCCCCUCUUCUCGGUCUAUGACGACCUCUCCCCGGUGGUCACCACCUGGCAGAACUUCGACAGCCUGCGUGUCCCGGCCGACCACCCCAGCCGGAAGAAGGGCGACAGCUAUUACCUGAACGCGACCCACAUGCUACGCGCGCACACGUCUGCGCACCAGUGGGACCUGCUGCGCGCAGGGCUGGACGCCUUCUUGGUGGUGGGCGACGUGUACCGGCGCGACCAGAUCGACGCCCAGCACUACCCUGUGUUCCACCAGCUGGAGGCCGUGCGGCUCUUCUCCCGGCACCAGUUAUUUGCUGGCGUAAAGGGUGGAGAAAACCUGCAGCUCUUUGAACAGAGUUCUCGCUCUGCACAUAAACAGGAGACACACACCCUGGAGGCCACGAAGCUUGUGGAGUUUGACCUUAAGCAAACACUUACCAGGCUUAUGACACACCUUUUUGGAGAUGGGCUGGACAUCAGAUGGGUGGACUGCUACUUUCCCUUUACUCAUCCUUCCUUUGAGAUGGAGAUCAGCUUCCACGGGGAAUGGCUAGAAAUUCUUGGCUGCGGGGUGAUGGAACAGCAACUGGUAAAUUCAGCUGGUGCUGAAGAUCAGAUCGGUUGGGCCUUUGGCCUUGGGCUGGAGCGGCUGGCCAUGGUCCUCUACGACAUCCCCGACAUCCGCCUCUUCUGGAGUGAGGAUGAGCGCUUCUUGAAGCAGUUCUGCGUGCAGGACAUCAACCAGAAGGUGAAGUUCCAGCCUCUCAGCAAAUACCCUGCUGUGAUCAAUGACAUCUCAUUCUGGUUACCUCGCGAGAAUUACACGGAGAACGAUUUCUAUGACUUAGUCCGAACAAUUGGAGGAGACCUGGUGGAAAAAGUUGAUCUCAUAGACAAGUUUGAACAUCCAAAGACGCACAGGACCAGCCACUGCUACCGCAUCACCUACCGCCACAUGGAGCGCACGAUGUCGCAGAGAGAGGUCGGGCGCGUCCACCAGGCCGUGCAGGAGGCGGCCGUACGGCUGCUGGGCGUCGAGGGCCGGUUUUGAUGUCGCCACCUCCCCGGCCGCGGCCCUCCCAGGGCCCCGGGUUUGCUGAACCAAAGAGAAAAAGAUACUGUUUGUGGAUGGAGGCGUCCGUCAUCUUGUGAUAAAUGGGUCAGUUUCAGGACUUUCAGAAAAUAAAGGCUUGCUCUUGAGAAA